CUUUUUUUUGUAUUCAAGCAAAGAAUAUUCUAAAAUUAUACAAAUAUAAUGCUUAAAAUUGGUGAAAUUACAGAAACAGCUCAAUCACAAACAGUCGAACAGCAAGAAUUAUUGGAAGAACCUUUUAUAGAUGUCACGAUAAAUGCCUCAACGCUAGAGGCUCGGAAUCGUUUCUGCCGACUCUGUCUGCGUAAAUGUUCCGGUUUCCUGUUACCACUCGCUACGAAGCUAGAAUUGGUCAGCGUUAUGGAAAUGUUGCUCGACGUAACCGGACUGGAAAUCGAAGGUAAUCCACUUUACCCGACCAAGGCGUGCACGGACUGCAUGAACAAGUUGGACUACGCGUACGCGGUGCGUCAGGAAUUUCUAAACAGCACGGAGCUGCUGCUGAAAAUGGCCGUUGAAAACCGACUGCCGGCCUAUUAUUCCCAGUUUGACGAUGACGGUGAUUUGAAAGGUGAAGAUAAGCGUGAUUUCAAAGCGGAAGUUGUUAUGCCAACGAUCGUGGAUCAGAUGGAAGAAGUAAGAGCACAAAGUGAUAGUAAUCUGGAAAUUAUUUCCGAAAUCCAGCAUAAUGUGGUGCCUAAUAACACUGAUGAUGUACAGGCUGAUGUUUUGCAGGCAGAAACAAAGCCUGAGCCGGAGCUAACGGGUGAAAAGAGUCCAGAACCUAAGAAGGAGAAGUUUGUUUAUUCAUGGAAAGAAUUGAUCAAACCCAAACGAGUUAGGAAGGAAAGACCAAAAAAUGCACUUUCGGGCAUAAACCGUAAAGAGAAAGCUGAUGCUGAAUUAUUGGCCCAAUUUCCGCAGACGACGUGCUACAUUUGUGACACGCCACACGAAACAUUAGACCAACGAGAUGAGCAUCUCAACAGUCACAUCGAUAUGGUUCCGCACCGGUGUGAAACUUGUAGCUCGGAAUCGGAGUGCGUCGUUUCGAAAAGUGUUCUGACGUUAAACAGACACCGGCUGAUGCACCGAUUGCCACACAAAUGUGAUUUCUGCUUCCGACGGUUCAUCUCCAGUGGUAGUAAGUAUACGCAUGUGUGGAGCAUGCACAUGGGCAACAACGAAGGUCUGACUUGCGACUUUUGCGGCAAGGGGUUCAACCAGAAGCGAUCGUUUCAAGCACACGUUCGUCGACAUCGCUACAAAGCGAAUGGGAGAUAUAGUUGCAACGUUUGCGGUGAAACUUGCGGUUCUAGCUUGCUGCUAGCCAGGCACAAACGGAAACAUACCGGCGAGAAAAAUUUCGCUUGCCCUUACUGUUCCAAAACAUUCAGCAGAGCGUGCAAUAUGCUUACGCAUAAACGUAUUCACACGGACGAACGCUGUCACCGGUGUUCGGAAUGUGGGGCCACCUUUAGAAACAACGUAACCUUACGAAAACAUCGCGAUCGGUUCCAUCUGGGCAAAACCCUCCCGCAGAAAGCCGACCGCAAUCCUUUCGUUAUCCUGGAUGAUGGUAGGAAACAGUUCACCUGUCAGCAGGAUGACUGCAGCUACACUGCCUUCAGCAGUGCCUCGAUUUCGCGUCAUAAAGCACGCCACUCUAAGCGCUACGCCUGCGGAGUUUGCGGGAAGCGCUUUGCCGAGCCAAACCUGGUGCGACGGCAUCAAACAUCGAUCCACCGCGAUAGCAAAACCCGAAGGAAUGAAGCAGCGGAACGCAAUACGGCGACGGCAAAGAACGAAGAACGGCAACUAUCGACGACAGCGUUGGUAGAUGACGACGAAAUUGCCGAAGCCCUGCUGAAAUUGGAGCCGGAUUACGAGGUGGAGAUUGUCGAUGAGGCUGAUAACACCGUGGAGCUGGUUUAUGGUCAUUUGUAAUAGAGUUAGUUUUUACUGACAUGGUUUUAUUAAGCAAUAAAGUAUACUUAUGCAAGCUUCUGUUACGAU
Messenger RNA from Sabethes cyaneus, 1902 nucleotides. RefSeq names its product zinc finger protein 354A-like. NCBI's taxonomy places the organism in Eukaryota, Metazoa, Arthropoda, Insecta, Diptera, Culicidae. Gene Ontology annotation, cellular component: nucleus. Gene Ontology annotation, molecular function: zinc ion binding; RNA polymerase II cis-regulatory region sequence-specific DNA binding; DNA-binding transcription factor activity. The coding region runs from base 49 to 1833 and encodes 594 amino acids. Gene Ontology annotation, biological process: regulation of transcription by RNA polymerase II. The transcript has 2 exons. The record is from RefSeq and is a predicted model, not a curated record.